AUGGCCAACUUGUCAGGCAGUAUGGGAAUCUACAUGAGGCUGGGUAUAACAGCACAAGGUAGAAUGAAGGUAAAACAGCUGACUCCCCAGGGAAAGAGAAAUCACACCAGUGUGAAGGAAUUCAUCCUCCUGGGAUUCCCUGGGGCCCUAUAUUUGCAGAUCUCCCUCUUUGUGCUCUUCCUCUUCAUGUACAUCAUGACUGUCACAGCAAAUAUGGCCAUCAUAGCCUUAGUGAUGAUCAGUCAACGUCUACGUACUCCCAUGUACUUCUUCAUCUGCAACCUCUCCUUCCUGGAGAUUUGGUACACGACAGCUUGUGUGCCCAAAACCCUGGCCAACCUCAUGUCCCAAAGCCAAACCAUCUCUUUCACCAGCUGUAUUUUACAGAUGUACUUUGUUUUCUCCUUUGGCUGCACAGAAUAUUUCUUCCUGGCUGUCAUGGCCUAUGACCGCUACUUAGCCAUAUGCCACCCACUUCACUAUAGCUCCAUCAUGAAUAAUACCUUGUCCAUUCAGCUUGCUCUUGGUUGUUGGGUCUGUGGUUUCCUAGCUAUUUGUCUUCCAGCAUAUCUGAUUGCCAGACUGUCUUUUUGUGGGCCUAAUAUCAUUAAUCAUUUUUUUUGUGACAUAGCCCCAUGGAUAGUUCUCUCCUGCACAGACACUUAUGUUGUUGAGCUGGUGGCCUUUAUCACCUCAUUCAUUGUCAUCCUGGGUUCAUGUGCAAUAACCCUAGUGUCCUAUGUUUAUAUUAUCUCCACCAUUUUGAACAUCCCAUCAGUCAAAGGCCGUAAAAGGGCAUUUUCUACUUGCUCUUCUCAUCUCACCAUCGUAAUUAUCUGGUACGGCUCCACCAUAUUCCUGCAUGUCAAGCCUUCCAUUCAAAACUCACUGGAAUUGACCAAAAUAGUCACUGUCUUAAAUACUAUUGUAACACCACUAUUAAAUCCAUUCAUCUAUGCACUCAGGAACACAGAGGUGAAAGAAGCUGUGAAGCAUGUCUUCAGAGGGAAAUAA
Molecule: messenger RNA, 1014 nt
Organism: Alligator mississippiensis (American alligator)
Lineage: Eukaryota; Metazoa; Chordata; Crocodylia; Alligatoridae
Product: olfactory receptor 6F1-like
Exons: 2
Coding region: 1-1014 (337 amino acids)
Biological process (GO): G protein-coupled receptor signaling pathway
Cellular component (GO): membrane
Molecular function (GO): G protein-coupled receptor activity; olfactory receptor activity
Source: RefSeq, a predicted model, not a curated record